Molecule: messenger RNA, 10994 nt
Organism: Dinoponera quadriceps
Lineage: Eukaryota; Metazoa; Arthropoda; Insecta; Hymenoptera; Formicidae
Gene: chb
Product: CLIP-associating protein 1
Exons: 25
Coding region: 594-4844 (1416 amino acids)
Biological process (GO): mitotic spindle assembly
Cellular component (GO): mitotic spindle; microtubule organizing center; cytoplasmic microtubule
Molecular function (GO): microtubule binding
Source: RefSeq, a predicted model, not a curated record
CAAAAUGGCGUCGCGUGCACGGUGCCGAUGAUCUCGUUUCGCCGUGUUUGAUCGGGUGGUCACGGUUUGCGACGUGUGGUAACGGGGCGACGGCUAGGACGAGUGCUGACCGCGCGUUCGUUUGCGCGUACAGUGUGUGUGACGUUCGGACGUUCCGGGGGAUCGUGCGAGUGACGAGCGUAGCGGUCGCGCCGCGUACGGACGUUACAACGAGCGGCGGCGGCGGCGCCGACGACGGAGACGACGACGGUCGUAACGACGACUGAAUCGCGGCGAACAGUACCGCGCUGACCGUCUCGUGCGAGUCUGUUUUCCGUCGCGAGAACGCUCUUGUCAUUGGCAUGACGGAGACCGACGAGAGGAGGUACACGUUUCCGCGCGCAAGCAUCGCAAGCAUCGCCGCGAUGACGGAGUAUGUGUGUUGACGACGUGCGCGAGUGAACAACCCUCAACCGGCAACACAUCGUCCUUGGUACCGAUCGACGGUCGCGCGGAAGCUCUGCCGCGGGGAAGCGGCGACGACGACGACUACGACGAUCGCGACGGCGAGGAGGAGGACGGUGGUGACGGGGACGUGCGUUUAGCCAUCCACCAUGGCGGUGAAUCCGCGUGAUAUGGACGGCUUCAUGCCGCUCCUGUCAACGACGGACAUCAAGAAGAAAUUGAACGUCGGCAGCGCGUUGUUGAACUAUCUCGGCGACUCCGGGAGGAGCAUCGAGUGUCAGGACAUCGGCAUGUUCAUCGACAACGUCAUACCGUGGCUCGGCAACGGCAACCCCAAGGUCGUUCAGAACGGUUUGGAGAUCCUCACGUAUCUCGCGGACCGGAUGGGCCACGAUUUCAAGCCUUACAUCUCUACCAUUAUUCAGCCGACGAUAGACAGGCUAGGUGACAGCAAGGAUGCUACCAGAGAAAAGGCGCAGCUGGUGCUGCUGAAGAUUAUGGAGAAGGGUUGCAUGUCGCCCCAGAAUCUUCUGGACCGACUACGCCCGGCCUUCAAUCAUAAGAAUGCGAAGUUACGAGAGGAGGCGCUGAUCCUGCUGACGACGACGCUGAACGAACACGGGGCGGACGAGAUGGCUUUGUCAGGAGUGAUACCGAGCAUCGUGAAGUUGCUGUCCGAUCCUUCGGAGAAGGUCCGGGAGACCGCCUUGAACACGUUGGCGGACAUUUACCGUCACGUCGGCGAGCGAUUACGCGUCGAUUUGCAAAGAAAGCACAAUGUGCCGCAAGCCAAAAUGCUCCUGCUGAUAGAGAAGUUCGAUCAGCUGAAGGCUGCCGGUGAUCUCCUACCCUUGGCGAUGUCGUCCGACGUUGGCAAGGACAACGACGAGCCUGACAGAGCGGUCAAAUCGGCUCCCGUUAAGAGGUUGAACAUGCCGCCGAAAAGAGGUCAAUUUGGGCCCGCCAAGACGCUAUCUACAUUAGCGCAAGCCGGAGCUGUCGACGAAGAAUGCUUCAUCACUGCGUUCGAGGACGUGCCUACCGUCACGUUGUAUUCGGCAAAGGACCUCGAGGAGCAAAUGAAGAUCAUCAAGGAUACAGUAGGCGAUGACAAGAAAGACUGGAAACAGAGAAUGGAUAGUAUGAAGAAGUUAAGGGCCAUUGUACUCGCAGGUGGCACUAACUACGAAAAUUUCCACGAGUGCCUAAAGAGCGUACAGCGACCGUUCGAGCAGGCCUGCACCGACCUUAGAUCCCAAGUGGCGAGAGAAGCAUGUAUUACUCUAGCCUAUCUGAGUCAGAGCCUGAAGACCAAAUUCGCCAGUUUUGGCGAGGCGGUUUUGCUCACGUUAAUGAACCUCAUACAGAACAGUGCCAAGGUCGUGGCGACAGCCGGCGCGGUGGCAGUUCGGUUUAUCCUUCAAAAUACCCACUGUAGUCGAUACGUGCCUAUUAUUAUAUCGUGCGUGAGCAACAAGAGCAAAGACAUUCGCCGGGCGUCCUGGGAGUAUCUCGCAUUGAUUCUGCAGACCUGGCCUACGCAGAUAUUGCAAAAGCACGUGACGAUAUUGCCGGACGCGCUCAAGAAGGGCAUCGCCGAUUCCGACUCGGAUGCGCGAGCUUUCGCCAGGAAAUCAUACUGGGCAUUUAAAAAUCACUUUCCAGAGCAGGCUGAGAUACUACUUAAUAACUUGGAUGCGACAUAUAAACGCUCCUUGAUGUCUCUCAGUAAUAGCGGCAGUAGUAACAGCUUAAAUAUCGUGGCUAAUGCGAGAUCGUCGAGCGUUAGUCCACGUACGGCCAGACCCGUGAUGAGCGCGGCAGACCGAGGAACACCAGGGGUUAGAUCUACUAGUGCGAUCGAUUUGCAGGCUGCUCAAAGGGCGAAAGCUAGACUAAUGUACGCUAAUAUGAGCAGGCAGAAAGCAGCCGCGGCAAUUCCGCGUCCCAGUAAAUCACCGGAUCCCAAUGCGGUCGCCAGUCCAGAAAGGGUCGCGAGGACCAGGACAAGAGUCUCGGGAGUUUCGCAAUCUCAGCCCAGCAGUAGAUCGGGCUCCCCAUCGUCUAGAUUAAGUUAUGCUACGUACAAUCGCGAAGGCGAAUCACUGAUCGGCAGACCGAGGCGAUUAUCCGGACACGCUAUUGGCAGCACGAGCAAUAGUCGCGAGCCCAGCCCGCAGAGGUUCGGAAUGGACAGAAGUUUCGCGAGCAAACUGAGGGGCCGAAAUCUGCAUAUGUCGCCUACGGAUAGCAGCAGACCGCCAGUUAUGGCGCAGAAGAUGCUGCAAAAGUCGCGCGAGGCCGAGUCCGCUUUGGCAGACGCUCUGACGUUCGACAGUAUGGACAACUACACCAGAAUACCGGGAACUAAGGGUGAUCACAGCGACGACAGCGAGAAUAGCAGCAUAUGUUCGGAACGGAGCAUAGACGGUUUCAGACGAGCUAGCGAUUCGUUCUCAUGGAGUGGCUCGCAACCGAGACUAUACCGUGAUCUAUGGGAUCAGUCUAUCCCGAAGGACAUCAAAGAGAUCAUUGAGAACUGUGCUCACAAGCACUGGGGAGACAGGAAAGAGGGUUUGGUGGGUCUGCAGCACUUCCUCAACACCGGCAAUACACUGACCACCACAGAAUUGCGCCGGGUUACGGAUAUUUUCACGAAAAUGUUCAUGGAUUCUCACACGAAGGUGUUCAGCCUGUUCUUGGACACGCUGAACGAAUUGCUGGUCACUCACAACGAGGAUCUCGGCGACUGGCUUUACGUUCUGUGCGCGAGGCUUCUCAAUAAGCUGGGCACCGAUCUGUUGGGAUCUAUACAAGCAAAGAUUCACAAAACGCUCGAUGUUGUGAGAGACUGUUUCCCGGGCCAACAGCUUCUACCGGCUGUGAUGAGGUAUCUGACAGAUCCAACACAAACACCAAAUUCUCGCGUGAAAGUAGCAGCAUUGACUUUUAUCACGCAGAUCGCUGAGACGGCAGAGCCGUCCGCUCUGGGCAGUUCUGCAGCAACAGCGCUAGCACGGCUGCUCGACUGGUCGAAUGACGUUAAAAGCCAAGACGUUAGGAGGCACGCGCAGAACGCUGUGAUAUCGCUUUACAAUCUCAAUACGCCUCAAGUUACUAUGAUACUCUCCGAAUUGCCGAAGUAUUACCAAGAAACGGCGUGGCCCCUGGUGCAAAAUCACCUGAGGAAGUCGUCCGCAUCGAGCAAUCCGGCGUCGCCCGGCACACCGCCGCCCAGAGCGCAGAGUUCGCCAGCGCGAACGAAAGCGAAGAAUGACAAUAAGGCGGAGGGAAAGACUGAGAUGGACGGAGGGGACGAGAACCUGGAGGAAGUGUACAAAUCACUGCGACGCACAACCGCCGAGAUCCAAAAUUACGGCUUCGAACGCCUGGAGAGAGCCACUACCAGCAAAGACAGCGGGAUCAGUAACAUGGCAGACGUGGAGGAGAGAAUGGAAGGCCUGACGUUGUCUAAUUCGGGCCGAUCUUCGUCGGUCUCCUCACCGACCCAACGGGGACGAUCUGUCAGUAACAUAACGGUGAACGGGUCCAGCGAUACGAUAGCCGGCGAUUUGAUUCUACCUCAGGAAAAUAACGGUUACAAAACGCAUGGAUCAUCGCCCGACCCAAUAAAUAGACCGGAAAUCGUGGAUAACAUGAUCAAGACCUUGCAGUCGAAGAUGACACAAACGUCAGAGAAAGUCACAGUUUUGCAGGAAUUCCAAUUGUACGUCCGCGAGAGCGACGCGUCGCAUAUUAAGCGAAACUUCAAGAAAGUGCUGAAAACUUUAUUAGACAGCCUGUCUAACGACGGUAAGGUGAUACAAGUGGAAGUACUUCAGACGCUAAUCGACAUGCUUAAAUGCCCCGAAUUGGUGGAGGAUUUCUCCUUCUAUCCCGAGUUGUUAAUAUUGAAAGUGAUCUACUCCUAUAAAUCCGACGAUCAAAAGGUCGAUUCUUCCAGCGGUAGCGGCGGCAGAUCUCCGGUACAUUGGAACGCCGAAAAGUGCGCGGCCACGAUAGCCAUGGUUCUCAAGCCGGAACAAAUUAUUCAUCUGGUCUCGACCAUAAUCGCCACGGAACCGUAUCCCUUGAAUAUGGGCGCGAUAAAGAUGCUGCAUAAAGUAGUGGAGCAUUGGGGUCGCGACGCGAUAGAACCUCAUCUUGCCAAGGUUAUGCCGGGUCUUAUCAAAGCGUACGACGACGCCGAGAGCGCUGUCCGGAAGAGCGCGGUGUUCUGUAUGGUGGCGAUCCACGUGGCGGUCGGCGAGGAGGUGCUGAAACCACACCUGAGCUGUCUGUACUCGAGCAAGCUGAAGCUCUUGAACAUCUACAUACAGCGCGCGCAGCAACAGGCGAACAGUCAACCGGCGAGUCCGCGCAGCAACAGUAAAAAUUAACUAACAUCCAAUUCCACGACUCUCAGGGUCGCGAUACUUAAGAGGUUCGCCCGUUUGGGCGCGCGGCAUGAACGAAUGCUUGUCAGCUUCCUCAGUAAGUCCAAUCCGUGAUUGUCGACGACGAAGAGGAUGAAGUUGAUGAGGUUUUAACAGUAUAAUUAAGAAGGUUUUGAUACGAUGGAGACUGAGAACUUUGACCGUGUGUGUACGUUUAUUCGCGGCGGCGUACAUACGAACGAGCGAGCGAAUGAACGAACGAAUCGCCGCUCGCGAGACGACAGUGAUGUGUGCAGAACCGCGGGGAACCGCGUUUGUUAAGCUGGCAGUUCGUUCCGCGGCGUGUUGCGCGCGCGUUCAUCAAGUUAAUUCUUUCGAAGGGACCGGAGCAACAAUUUAUUACGUUGAAGUUGAUUAUCGCGAGCGGAUUUCGACUCUAUGACGAGUGUCAUGCAAAAAGGUGACUUCAGUUGGCAAAUGUGUCUGCGAAUAUCGUUCUGCGAUACGCUCACGAAGCUCUAUGGAAUCAAUCGUCCUCCGUUAACAUUACGAUUUUAUUAUUAUUAUUAUUAUUAUUAUUAUUAUUAUUAUUAUUAUUGUGUAAUAUUAAUAUGGCCCGUUUACAACACAGAUCCGUCGAUCCGCUUGAUCUCGCGCUUAUCUAUUUUUUACCGGUGCGCUACGCAUUAUAUUUAUACAUUGCAUUACUUUCUUUUCUUUUUUUUCUUUUUUAUUUUAUCGAUAUUUUAAUACGUUUCAAUGUUUCUCUGUCUGUCAAACAACUUGAAACCUUCAGAAAUAUGAAUCCUUCUCACGUGCAAAUAGUCAAGCCGUCAUUGUCACGCUCGUGCUCGCUCCUUCCGUUCGCGUCAAACACGCGUCAAACACGCGAGAACUAAUCAGACGCUCGGGAAAAGUGGGACAAUUCGAAAGCUGCGAUAGCAAAACAUUUCACGGAUAGUUCAUCCUUUUUUUUUUUACUUACAGAUUAUCACUAUUAUACUAUACGUACUAUGAUUUAACAUCUGCGUGUCUCACGGUAUGGGGAGAGUUACAGUAUUUAGAAAGUUUACAGUAUUUUUCUUGACUAAGCGUAUGAUGAAACUUUUAUUUAUCAUUUUGCAAGCAACAAAUCGUCGCGAAACUCGCUUUUCCCCUCCGUAUUGCUUCGUGCUUUGAUCUUUUUUCUUUGUUAAAAGAGAGAGAGAGAGAGAGAGACACUGAUGACGUUUGAUAAAACUGCUUACGGUGAAGUGAACGAUAUAAGCCAAGAGAGAAGACAAGCGGUAUGCAACAUCACUGUCUCCGGGUAACAAUGAGCCGAUCGUCUCUCAUUAUAGUGCGCAACCGAAACGCUAAAUCAAUCACGCGAGCUCCCGUUGUGUAUAUGCUUGUUAACGGUUCGCGAGCGUUUACGUGUGCGCGUGUGCGCGGCGACACGUUGCGUCGCAUCAUCCGCAGCGGGUGGGAAACAGAGUGGGAAAGGAAAGUGUAAUUUAUUCGUUUGAUAUCUAUGUGCUAGUCAGAUUCCCAAGGACCGCACAAUGACGUAAAAAGACUCAAACGGAAUAGUCAGUUUUUUUUUUCCAAACCAUGCAUAGAGACACACACAAAUAAUACAUACAUACGAGAAGAAAUAUGUGAGAGAGAGAGAGAGAGAGAGAGAGAGAGAGAGAGAGAGAGAGAGAGUGAGAGAAUGCAAGAAAAAAUGAAUCUGCUGCGUGAGAGAGAGAGAGAGAGAAAUUAACGCGCGUUAAGAGAAGCAAGGCAGAAUAAUUAAAGUAGCGAUGAUUAUAACGCGGAACGCGAUCAGCUCGAGACUAACGUUUAACAUUUAAACUAUUCAUCACGUUGCCAAUAAUCGAAUGAACGCUAAAUCAAAGCUAACGUAACGAGUUUAGUAACACUUUGUGCCAUUGUCGUUUCUGUUUAUAAUUGUGUAAGGAAAAUUAUAUGUAAUACUAUAUAUAGAUCCAUCCUUUGUCCUUUUCUUACUAUACAUUUAGUCGAGAUACGAUAAGGUUAAUAAAAUAAUUUUACUAUAAAUUUGUCAAAGUGAAUCAUUGAAGUAUUACGAGAUAUUGAGGGGGAAGAAGAAAAAAAGAAAGAAAAGAAAUCGUCUCGGAGAAACGUUUGUUUGUUCGACGUAAGUAUGUACGAUGAUGUUAAAGUGGAACGUGUUUCACGGGUUUUUCCCUCGAUAAACAUGCGUAAACUUGCGUUAUAAUAUCUGAUAGUACCUCGAUAAUUCACUUCAGCGUGAUGACGCGGUGAUCUACGUCUCGAACACACACACACACACACACACAUAAUACGGCCAAAUAGUGCCAAAAAGAAAAAAAGAAAAAGAAAAAAAAAGAGGAAUACCGGGUGAAUAUAGGAUGAGAAGCAAUCGGAGCGUUGAAAACGUUGAGGAAGAAAGAAAAGGAAAAAGAAUGAGGAAACUUGGACGGACUGUGUAUUUCUUUUACUUGGUGCCUUCGGCGUCGACGCGACGGGAUUUGAUUGAAGAUUGUCUUUCAAUGGUCAUCGUUUAGGAACAAUUUCGCAGAUAGUAUACAGGCAGAAUCGAAAAGAGAGAAGAAGGAAGAGAGAAGGGAGAGAAAAGUGCGAGGGGAGUGUCUCUAACUGUUGCCGACGUCGUAUAAAUGAACAACUUUGCGCGAUGAAAGAGAAGAAAAUCUUAUCGAUCAUUAUCGUAGUGUAGCGAAUUCUAAACGGACUCGAUAUUUCUCCCGGUCUGCGAUUCCGAUAGAAUCUCGAAAGUACAUUGUGCAAAUGACUAUUUAUUCUACGCGCCAUCCCAUGUAUCAACACCUGCUUUUGCGACACUUCGUCCGAAGUUUGAAAAUUAUAUCGAGAAAUGUCGAGAAAACCUAUUUGAAAAGAAGAAAAAAACAAAGUUUAGAAGAACCUUCAUUCGUGCGCGUCUAACAAUCGACGUUCCGACGCGGAGCGUUGCGCCUUCUCAAGUCCGCCGAAAAUCCGAACGCGUUGUCGAGAGAGAGAAAGAGACGGAUCCCCGAAAUUAAGUGUCAAUCGCAGAUCGAAGGGUUCCGCGCGGAAGAGCGGAGGAGAGCGAGUCCUCGGAUAAGACCCACCUUCCGUUCUUCGGGCUGGGACUCUUCGAUCUUCCAGUUCCGCAACUGCAGCUUCGGUUCGUCGACCCAUUUUGAUUUCACGUUUUCUUGAGGGUACGGCCUGAUGUAUACCCGCGAUCGUGUAUAUAUAUAUAUAUAUAUAGAUAUAUAUAUAUAUAUAUAUAUAUAUAUACACACAUACAUACAUACUUAUACGAGAUAUAAACGUAGAAACCUAAUAUGUGACAAUUAAUAUACGGAUUAAGUAGCUCACAUCGUCACUGCCUGCAGCGUUGGUCGUGCUGAGGAUAACACGAGGCUCUUGACACAGCCAGACUCUGCGUGGUGUGUGUCGCGAUCGUUUCUAACGAUGCUUGUUCUGUUAAGUUUUACGAGCAUUAUUACUGAUAUUAUUAUUAAUUAUUAUUAUUAAUUAUUAUUAUUAAUUAUUAUUAUUAUUAUACCGAUUCUCGACUUGCGUUGUAACUGUGUCGAUGCGUGUGUGAUAUACGUAAGAGAGGAAGAAGAUACUUGUGUGUGUGUAAAACGGGAGCGCGUCACGUUGACGACGAUCUUGUCCCGUUUUUUUUCACGUUAACCGGACCGCUCACCGAAUAAGGAGAGAAGCUAAGGCUUUUUUUUUUUUUAGUAAGAUUGAUGCGACAGUUUUACGGUUUUGUGCGUUUCUCAUUUUUAACGAUUGUUAAACGUGUACCGAACUCUUCACGAGCAUAACUUGACAUAUUUCGUCGUCGUCGUCGUUUUGAGCGCUCCACCGAGGCGCACUCGAUCUGCACCCACUAUGUUCACACCCGCCAAGUGCAAUUUGCAAUUUUAUUCCGUACUUCGCUUUGUGCAUAAUUCGAGAGAGAGAGAGAGAGAGAGAGAGAGAGAGAGAGAGAGAGAGAGAGAAGUGUAUUCUAGAUCGGUGCGUCUCAUCGUCUCGACGUGAAAUUAAUUCGACGCGCGAUUGUCUGUUACUGAUAGCUUCCACUUGUGUACAGAAUUAUAUCGGCCGAUAAUUAAGUCCUGACAACUCGUACGAUCCGCCCUGCGAAAUUCGAGAAACGAUUUCGCGUUUGGUAUGCGCACGUUGCUGAGGGUUUACAUGUAAAUUUUUAAUAGUUUUUAAUCGUUCCUCUUUGGCAGGAGAAACUCGAGACUGUUGUUACGUCGGUUGAAAAUCGAAACUCCCUUUCCGUUCUCGUGGAUAUAUAUCGUUGCGUUUUGAUUGUAAGAAAGAAAAGUUACGGUUUGGUCGAGAUUCAUCGGAUCAAUCAACCAAAAUUACGUCAAAAGGGCGUAAUUCCGAGAAUCCCAUCUGCACAGGUGUCAUGAGACAGGUAUUAUUAACCGAUCUAAAUUUAAUGUUUUAAAUAAAUGUUAGUAUAGUAAAAAUUCGUGCGUUUUUAUAGAGAAGGAAAAAAAAGUUAACCCCCUUUUGACUUGAAUUUUUAUGCUUCGAGCGGAAAUUGAUUCUUCGCGAAGUUAGGCCCUUUUGACGCGUCGGAUGAUCGUCCCUGAACUCGGGGGCCCCGCGGCGAGCGCCACGCUUGCCGUUCUGAUAGCUCCGCUACUGAUUUCGAUGCGCAUGCGCAACUUCGAAUUUUAACCGUUUCCUUCCGAGUUGUCACAGUCAGUGGCAUCAGCGCGUUCGCGGUAUUUCGAACCUUCGUUUUGCGUGUGUCUUGACGCGUGCGAGGAGAUUCUCGUUCGAGUUGCGGCGACACACAUGUGAGUAUUAUUAUUGUCCAUCUCGUUAGCUGUACCAAAUCGUCGGAGUGCGGCCGAUAUCACGAUAACUACGACUCGAUGUGUGUCGCAAUGGGAAGAUCCCGUUGAGUUUAACGGCCUCUUCGUGAAAACUACGUUGAGCGAUUAAUGAAAUCGAUUGCCACACCGAAGAAAAAUUAGCCCGAGAUCAAGAUAUUUUCAUAUUUAAAUAAAAAUAUUGUUGGGAAAUUUUUAGUCUCGAUACGAUCGAAUUGAAUUUGCAUUGAUGCCUGGAUAACAUAACGUCUAAAAUCGAGACUUAAGACGUCUUAAAACUUUUCUGUUAUCUGGGAAGUGUUAUUUGCAUUUACUUCAAGACUAAAAAUCUAAGAAUAUUAUAACAUUCUUGUAUAUGAGAAUAUCUAUUAGUGAUUUAAGACUAUUUUUUUUCCUGGUGAUUUUUCGUUAAUCGACCGUAAAUUCUGAACGAUCGACCAAGAAUGUAUUGCGUCGAUUAUUGCUCCGAUCGAUUAUUUCGCAUGGCGGAUUCCCGAGCUCGCGCGUCGUUUCUCGUCACGUCUGUGUCGCAUCGAGAUGGCUCAGGAGCGCCGGGUGUCUUUUCAAUUGCGCGUUCUUCCACGAAUUCUGACAAAUUCGAGGUUUCAUUCUCGUCUCGUUUUCGCUCAGGAGGUACCCGGUACAAACUGACUGGCCGAUAUCCGAAGUAUUGAAAGUACACCCGGCAAUUUCGGCGGGGGCAUUUUGCAUCAGCGACGCGCUCGUAAACAUAUAUUUGUUGCACCUCCCCGCUGCCCCCUCCCGCCCUUUUUCCCGAGAAAUAUAUACAAAGUAUCCCCCAUUUUCACGCGUCGAACCUCUUUCCUUUCCCCUUAUUUCCGAGAGGUAAAGAAAACGCGUGUAAUGAGCUUGGCGAAAAGACGCGACAGAGAAGGAGAGAGAGAGAAUGAAAGAGAGUGAGAGAGAGAGAGAGAGAGAGAGAGAGAGAGAGAAAUUAUACUAGAAAGGAGAAACAAACGGACUCUACCGAGAUUUUUUCACACCGAUAAAUCGUAAACAACUUUGCGACGAUAUUACUGUAUUGUUACUGUAAUUGCCAACUUGACAUAAUAAAGUAUUGCUACAAGAUGCCGGGUUGUUACUGCUCCCCGCAUUUCCGUUUGCAAAUGCGAGUCGUGCGUUUUUUUUUCUUUCCUUUUCAAUUGAACAUCGGGACCGUCACGAUAGAGUUUGGCAAUUGCAAUAGCGAUCUCCGUCUUUCUUCGCUCACUAGUUGACUUGAAACUUAUCAGGAACACUUGCGAUAAUCUUCCGAGGAAAUAAACGUUUGGUCUCAAUCGCA